This is a messenger RNA of Pistacia vera, 910 nucleotides long. RefSeq lists its product as uncharacterized. The record is from RefSeq and is a predicted model, not a curated record. The coding region runs from base 154 to 825 and encodes 223 amino acids. NCBI's taxonomy places the organism in Eukaryota, Viridiplantae, Streptophyta, Magnoliopsida, Sapindales, Anacardiaceae. The transcript is spliced from 2 exons.
CAAAUAAUUUAAUGCAAAGAGGCCUAGGUGGCAUCUCUCUUCGUUAUAUAUCAGGGUUCUCUUCUCUUCCCCUCAGCUCUACAACAAACUAAGGCCUGUUUAUCAACAGUAAAACUACUCCAAAAAAAGAAGUGAAAACCACACAAGAUAUAUAUGGCUUGUUGGUCUUCUGAAAAUGCUACCAGAGCUUAUCUCCAAGCUCUUAAAAUGGGUAAAAGAGGCAAGGAGCCUGAUGUUGCCGAGUUCAUAUCCGCUCUUGCAGCUGGAAAUAAUGCACAACUCAUGGUGUUGGCAUGCUCUAGCGUUGCUGUAUCCACUACGCUAGCUCUAGUUGCAGCAGCACAUCAGACUGGCGGUCGCGUAGUGUGUAUUUUACAUGGACUUGACAUCAUUCAUUCUUCCAAAAAUGCUCUCGGCCCUUACGCAAAUUCCAUUGAAUUUGACGUUGGGGACGCACAAAACCUAUUAGUAAACGAGUACAGAGGUGCAGAUUUUGUGCUUAUUGAUUGCAACAGUGAUGUUCAUAAAGGAAUAUUUAGAGCCGCACAAGAGAGUACAAAGCAUGGAGGGGGAGUUAUUGUAGGGUACAAUGCCCUGCAUAAAGGAUCAUGGAGUGAAUUUAAUACCCAGUUUUUACCCAUUGGGAAUGGUCUGCUUGUUACUAAAACAACCGCAUUUCCGAAGGUUGGUGAUGGGAAUGGCGAUGGGGAAGUCAAUAAAGGAAGAAAAAGGAGUCGUUGGGUUGUUACGGUUGAUACAUGCACAGGUGAGGAGCAUGUUUUCAGGAUCACCUCAAGCCAUCAUCCAAGAGUGAUUCGAGCUUAAAGUGCCCUUUGAAAGAAAAUAUUUGCCUUAAUUUCUCACAUUGUUUCUAGGUUUAAUCAGAUGUAGGUUAGAGAGGAUACAAUGU